AUGACCAACAUCGCGUUCAUGGGCACGCUCGUCUGCUCCGGAAGGGGAAGUACCGGUUUGGAGCAAUGCCGAUUGAGCUACACUCGCCAAGGGGAGAUCCCGUUCUCGCACGACAACAAAUGGAUGUCCGUGCAAUGCGUCAAUCAGCAGGGCUGGCACCUAGAUAGCGAAGACAACUACCGCGUGAAUGAAUCCUCAUCACCGAGGCUUCAACAGAAUUUGAAA
Messenger RNA from Mesorhabditis spiculigera, 225 nucleotides. NCBI's taxonomy places the organism in Eukaryota, Metazoa, Nematoda, Chromadorea, Rhabditida, Rhabditidae. The record is from the annotation of a GenBank genome assembly.